AAAUAAUUGUGAUGACGUCUACUGAAGUGCAUGCAUUCGUGGCAUUCUGUGCAGGCGCUGGCGUUGAGCGGCAGCGUAGUUUCCUAGCUCCCAGCACUUGAAACCCAUCGAGCGGAAAUGGGCGCCCAAGAUAAUGAGAGUGAGCCUGAGCAGUUCAGGAAGCUGUUCAUCGGCGGCCUGGACUACAAAACCACGGAGGAGAGCCUGAAAGGCCACUUCGAGCAAUGGGGCGAAGUCGUCGACUGCGUCGUCAUGCGGGACCCCAGCACGAAGAAAAGCCGUGGCUUCGGCUUUAUCACCUUCCGUCGCGCGCACAUGGUCGACGACGCGCAAGCGGCACGACCACACAAGGUCGAUGGUCGUGAGGUGGAACCCAAGCGGGCCGUGCCUCGUGAGGAGGCUGGCCGUCCGGAGGCGCAAGCCACUGUAAAGAAAGUCUUCGUUGGUGGUCUCAAAGACGACGUUGACGAGUCUGAUCUCCGGGACUACUUCUCGCAGUUUGGAAACAUCCUCUCUGUCAACUUAGUCACCGAGAAGGACACCGGUCGCAAGCGUGGCUUUGCCUUCGUCGAGUACGACGACUACGACCCAGUGGACAAGAUUGUCCUGAAGCGCCACCACAUGUUGAAGGGAAAGAGGACCGAGGUGAAGAAGGCACUUUCGAAACAAGAGAUGGAAAACCUCAAGAAAGACAAGCGGCCCGCAUUCAGGGGCGGUCGCGGUGGCCGUGGUGACGGCUGGGAAGGUGGCUACGGCGGUGGCGGAUAUGGUGGCGGCGGCUACGGCGGCGGUGGUUACGGCUCUGGCGGAGGUGGCUACGGUGGUGGUAGCGGCGGCUACGGCGGUGGCGGCUGGAACCAAGGCGGCGGAGGAGGCUACGGCGACAGCUUCGGCCAGGGUGGCUGGGGAGGUGGCGGCGGCGGAGACUUUGGCUCCGGCUACGGCAACAGCUAUGGUGGUGGACCAAUGCGCGGAGGCCCAGGUGGCUACUCUCAGCGUGGCUCUGGCCCAUAUGGCAACGGCAGUGCAGGAGGCGGCGGUGGCUACCGGAGAUAAAAAAAAAAGAACAUCAUGGUGAUUUUAACUGGGGGAGUUGGAACAGGCUGCUGGCCUUUGCCGUGAGGACGUGGUGUGCGGAGUCUCUGGGGGAGCAGGCAAAAAAAAAAGGUAAGCAUACUGCUCUUGACAGUUCUUCAUGCUUGGGUGUCUUAAAGCAGCAGCUAAAUUUUGGCUGUGCUUUAGUCUUGCUCUGAAAUAUUAAUGCAUACAGAUAUUGCUUUGUUGUACAGGCUUUCAGAUUGCUCAUCCUGUAGGCCUGUGCCCGCAGGUGCAGCAAGUGUACAUGUUAGCCCAAUAGCCUAGGUAAAAGCAAUUUGUCUACGCUGCUCCACAAACUGUUGCUGUCACUUCAACUGUCUUCCUUUUCUGUUCUCAGAAACAUUCAGAUCCAAGUCUGCAGGAGCUGGAACCUCCUGCAGAAGUCCUGCUGGCCCACUUGCUGGUUCUGCUUCAGGCAUUGCCAUUGGAUCAUCAAAUGUGCUCUGCACCUGUGCUUGUAUGAUCUCGUGGAAUCUUAGAAUAAAAGGUUUCAUGGUUG
Molecule: messenger RNA, 1597 nt
Organism: Dermacentor silvarum
Lineage: Eukaryota; Metazoa; Arthropoda; Arachnida; Ixodida; Ixodidae
Product: heterogeneous nuclear ribonucleoprotein A1, A2/B1 homolog
Exons: 6
Coding region: 118-1056 (312 amino acids)
Molecular function (GO): RNA binding
Source: RefSeq, a predicted model, not a curated record